AUGGGUUUAUGUUUAUCUGCAGAGGAAAAGGAAUCACGUCAAAGAAGUAUUCAAAUUGAUAAACGAAUCGAAGAGGAUGGUAGAAAGUUAAAAAAAGAAUGUAAAAUUCUUCUGCUAGGUUCAGGGGAAUCAGGAAAAUCAACUAUAGUUAAACAAAUGAAAAUAAUACAUCAAAAUGGAUAUACUAAAGAAGAACUGGCACUUUAUAGGAUAACUGUGUAUAAAAAUCUUAUAGAUUCAGCGCAAGCGAUUGUGCACGCGUUGAAAAAAUUUACAUUUGUUCCACGGGAUCCAGUAAAUGAGCUUUUUGCCGAAAAGAUAUUGGAUUAUUAUGUAGAAUCAGAUCCAACUUUUCAGCUUAGCCCAGAAAUCGUUGAAGCAAUUGAAUCUGUAUGGCAAGAUGAUAUAAUGAGAGAAGUUAUGGAUAAACGAAGUCAUUUUUAUUUAAUGGAUUCCGCGCCAUACUUUUUUGAAAAUGUGAGAAGAAUAGGUGCACCUGCUUAUAUUCCUGUUGAGGCGGAUGUUCUAAGAGCAAGAACCAAGACAACAGGCAUAUCAGAAACACGAUUUAAUAUGGGACAAUUGAGUAUACAUAUGUUCGAUGUUGGAGGACAACGAUCAGAAAGAAAAAAAUGGAUUCAUUGUUUUGAAGCUGUCACAUCAAUUAUUUUCUGUGUAGCUUUAAGUGAAUAUGAUCAAGUAUUAUUAGAAGAAUCUGGCCAAAAUCGAAUGGCAGAGAGUCUUGUCUUAUUUGAAUCUGUAAUAAACAGUCGAUGGUUUUUGAGAACUUCAAUUAUAUUAUUUUUAAAUAAGAUUGAUCUCUUUAAAGCUAAGUUGCCUAAAGUACCUCUUGAAAAUUAUUUUCCUGAAUAUCAAGGAGGUGCUGAUAUUAAUAAAGCUGCAAAGUAUAUAUUAUGGCGAUUUACUCAAACUAACCGAGCACGACUUAAUAUUUAUCCACAUUUAACGCAGGCAACAGAUACAUCAAAU
Messenger RNA from Ambispora gerdemannii, 990 nucleotides. NCBI's taxonomy places the organism in Eukaryota, Fungi, Glomeromycota, Glomeromycetes, Archaeosporales, Ambisporaceae. The record is from the annotation of a GenBank genome assembly.